Ilyonectria robusta is the source of this 1827-nucleotide messenger RNA. RefSeq names its product family 20 glycoside hydrolase. The record is from RefSeq and is a predicted model, not a curated record. Gene Ontology annotation, cellular component: membrane. Bases 1 to 1827 code for a protein of 608 amino acids. Gene Ontology annotation, biological process: carbohydrate metabolic process; glycosaminoglycan metabolic process. NCBI's taxonomy places the organism in Eukaryota, Fungi, Ascomycota, Sordariomycetes, Hypocreales, Nectriaceae. Gene Ontology annotation, molecular function: beta-N-acetylhexosaminidase activity. The transcript is spliced from 2 exons.
AUGUGGUCCACACCUCUCCUCGCCGUGGCCGCCCUCGCCCUCGGUCCCGUCAACGCCCUCUGGCCGGUCCCCCAGAAGAUUUCCACCGGAGAAAAGGUCCUCUUCAUCGACCAGACCCUCGAGGUUACCUACAAUGGAGAGUCGGUACGCUGGAUCCCCCCCGGUGCCACUGGUGGCCAUGACGCUGUGAUGCAGGAUACUGAGACCUUGUUUAAUAACCAGAUUUCCUAUACUUAUGGGUACUCCCCCAGCUCCGGCUCCGACUUCAGCAGCAAGGAAAUCGUCCAGGCCGGCGUGUCGCGAGCCUUCCAGGCCAUCUUCCAGGACAACUUUGUUCCCUGGAAGCUCCGAGCGCGCAAUUCCGACUUUGAGCCUGACGUCUAUGAGACGAAGACUUUUGUCAAGUCCAUCCAAAUCACCCAGACUGAGAAGGAUGAUGACAGCGCCUUUAAGCCACUUGCUGGCGAAGUAGAUGAGUCGUACUCACUGACCCUGUCUGAAAAUGGCAAGGCCGUCAUCACGGCCAAGUCGUCCGUGGGCUGCCUCCACGCCCUGGAGUCGUUCCUCCAGCUUUUCUUCAAGCACAGCUCUGGCACAUUCUGGUACACCCCGCAUGCCCCCGUGUCUAUCGAGGAUAAGCCCGAGUUCCCCCAUCGUGGCGUCCUGCUCGACGUCGCUCGCUCGUGGUUCGAGGUCGACGACAUCAAGCACACCAUUGACGCCAUGGCGUGGAACAAGAUGAACCGCCUCCAUCUUCACAUUACUGACUCCCAGUCGUGGCCCCUCGAGAUUCCCGCCCUGCCCAAGCUGGCCGAGGAGGGUGCCUACCGCAAGGGUCUGUCAUACUCGCCUGAAGAUCUCAAGGGCAUCUACGAGUACGGUGUCCACCGUGGUGUCGAGGUCGUCAUCGAGAUUGACAUGCCUGGCCACAUCGGUGUCGUCGAGCUCGCGUACAAGGACCUCAUUGUUGCUUACAAUGAGAAGCCCUACCAGUGGUGGUGUGCCGAGCCCCCCUGCGGUGCCUUCCGCAUGAACAGCACCGCCGUGUAUGAUUUCCUCGACAAACUGUUCGAGGAUCUGUUGCCCCGUAUAUCGCCCUACACCGCCUACUUCCACACUGGUGGAGACGAGCUCAACAAGAACGACUCGAUGCUGGAUCCUGAUAUUCUGUCCAACGAUACCGAGGUUCUCACCCCGCUCUUGCAGACCUUCCUCGACUAUGCCCACGGCAAGGUCCGAGACGCCGGUUUGACCCCGCUGGUGUGGGAGGAGAUGGUUACCACCUGGAACAUGACUCUCGGCGACGAUGUCGUUAUCCAGUCGUGGUUGGGCGGAAGCGCCGUCAAGGACCUGGCUGAGGCUGGCCAUAAGGUCAUUGACAGUGACUACAACUUCUGGUACCUUGAUUGUGGCCGUGGUCAGUGGCUCAACUUUGACAACGGCGAAGCUUUCCAAACCUUUUACCCCUUUAACGAUUGGUGUGGCCCCUCUAAGAGCUGGCGUCUCAUCUAUUCCCACGACCCUACCGCCGGGCUGUCCAAGGAGGCGGCGAAGCGGGUGCUCGGCGGCGAGGUGGCGGUCUGGUCCGAGACCAUCGACGCCGUCAACUUGGACUCGCUGGUGUGGCCGCGAGCAAGUGCGGCUGGUGAGGUGCUCUGGUCUGGACGAACAGACUCGGGCGGCCAGAACCGGUCUCAGUACGAUGCCGCGCCGCGGCUGGCGGAGAUGCGCGAGCGCAUGGUUGCGCGAGGCGUGCGCGCUUCGCCGGUGCAGAUGCCGUUCUGCACUCAGGGCGAUGCAGGGGAGUGCGCCUAUACCUUUUCUUAA